AUGACUGGAGAAUUUUAUGUUGAAAAUAAUAAAGAAAGUAUUGAAGGAGUGACUCAGAAAAUUAUAACAGUAGAAAGAGAUCAGGUUGAAAAAGCUGGCAUAGAACGGUCAUGUAUAUCAGAGGAUAAGAAAUCCAGAUUCAAAAAAUCUGAAUUUGAGGAAUCAGGUGUGAUGUAUGAUGCUGUUGCUGAAACUCAAAACCACAUUAUAGAUAAGAAAGAGAGAUAG
Molecule: messenger RNA, 228 nt
Organism: Funneliformis mosseae
Lineage: Eukaryota; Fungi; Glomeromycota; Glomeromycetes; Glomerales; Glomeraceae
Source: the annotation of a GenBank genome assembly